Messenger RNA from Emys orbicularis (European pond turtle), 2256 nucleotides. It is a transcript of the gene PHEX, whose product is annotated as phosphate regulating endopeptidase X-linked. Lineage: Eukaryota; Metazoa; Chordata; Testudines; Emydidae. Gene Ontology annotation, biological process: protein processing. The transcript is spliced from 22 exons. Gene Ontology annotation, cellular component: plasma membrane. Bases 1 to 2256 code for a protein of 751 amino acids. The record is from RefSeq and is a predicted model, not a curated record. Gene Ontology annotation, molecular function: metalloendopeptidase activity.
AUGGAAGGAGAGGCAAUGGGGAAUUCAGCGCCAGGCGCAAAGAGGACUGUCAGCAAAGCCAUUCGGAUAGCCCUUGGCAUGCUCAUAAGUGGUAUUAUAGUGCUUGGCAUUGCACUUUUCCUAGUUAGCCAAGGACUUAUAAACCUUCAUCCUAAGCAACAGUAUUGCUUGACUUCAGAAUGCAUUGAAGCUGCGGCCUCCAUCUUAAGUAAAAUAAACCAGUCUGUGGAUCCCUGUGAGAAUUUUUAUCGGUUUGCCUGUGAUGGCUGGACAUCUAAUAAUCCCAUUCCUGAAGACUCGUCAAACUAUGGAGUUUAUCCUUGGCUGAGGAACAAUGUGGACCUCAAGUUGAAAGCACUGCUACAGAAACCUAUCAGCAAGAGACGGGACAGUGAAGCUGUACAGAAAGCCAAGAUCUUUUACUCAUCAUGUAUGAAUGAGAAUAAAAUUGAAAAAGUUGAUGCAAAGCCACUGUUAAGUAUACUGAAGCAUUCGCUGUUCCGUUGGCCUGUGCUGGAAUCUAACAUCGGACCUGAAGGACAAUGGUCAGAAAGGAAGUUCAGCAUGCUCCAGACCCUUGCAACUUUUCGUGGUCAGUACAGUAACUCUGUCUUCAUCCGUUUGUAUGUGGCUCCUGAUGACAAAACCUCCAAUAAACACAUCUUAAAGCUAGACCAAGCAACCCUGUCUCUAACUGCACGGGAAGAUUACCUUGAUAAUACCACAGAAGCUAAAUCUUACAGAGAAGCCUUUUUGCAGUUCAUGGUUGAUAUUGCAGUGCUUUUGGGUGCUAAUGCCUCACGGGCAGAGUCUGAUAUGAAGUCAGUUCUGAAACUGGAAAUUAAAAUAGCUGAGAUAAUGAUUCCACAGGAGAAUCGAACCAGUGAGACUAUGUACAAUAGAAUGAACAUAUCUGAACUUAGCACCAUGAUCCCUCAGUUUGACUGGCUGGGAUAUAUCAGGAAGGUGAUUGACACUAAACUCUACCCUCACCUUCAAGAUCUAGGUCCUUCAGAAAACGUGAUUGUCCGUGUGCCCCAGUACUUCAAAGAUUUGUUCAGGAUACUAGAAAAAGAAAGGAAAAAGACUAUUGCGAACUAUCUGGUAUGGAGGAUGGUUUAUUCAAGAAUAUUUAACCUCAGCCGACGCUUUCAGUAUAGAUGGCUGGAAUUUUCGCGGGUAAUCCAGGGAACCACAUCUUUACUGCCUCAGUGGGAUAAAUGUGUAAACUUUGUAGAAGGAGCACUCCCUUAUGUCAUUGGCAGGAUGUUUGUGGAUGUCCAUUUUCAAGAAGACAAGAGAGAAAUGAUGGCAGAGUUGACUGAAGGGAUUCGCUGGGCCUUUAUCGACAUGUUGGAAAAGGAAAAUGACUGGAUGGAUGCAAGAACAAAAAGGAAAGCUAAUGAAAAGGCAAAAGCGGUUUUGGCAAAAGUGGGCUACCCUGAGUUUAUAAUGAAUGACACGUAUAUUAAUGAAGACAUCAAAACAAUGAAGUUUUCAGAAAAUGACUAUUUUGGCAACGUAUUGCAGACCCGCAAAUAUCUGGCCCAGUCUGACUUCUACUGGCUUAGAAAAGAAGUUCCAAAAACAGAGUGGUUUACUAGUCCAACCACUGUCAACGCUUUCUAUAGUGCAUCAACCAACCAGAUCAGAUUCCCAGCAGGAGAACUCCAAAAGCCUUUCUUUUGGGGGACAGAAUACCCUAGGUCUUUAAGUUAUGGUGCCAUUGGAGUAAUUGUUGGGCAUGAGUUUACCCAUGGAUUUGAUAAUAAUGGUCGUAAGUAUGACAAGAAUGGAAAUUUAGACCCCUGGUGGUCCACUGAGUCUGAAGAAAAAUUCAAAGAGAAGACAAAAUGCAUGAUUAACCAGUACAAUAAUUAUUAUUGGAAGAGAGCUAGCCUAAAUGUAAAAGGGAAGAGGACUUUGGCAGAAAACAUUGCAGACAAUGGAGGUUUGCGAGAGGCUUUCAGGGCCUAUAGGAAAUGGAUUGAAGAAAAGAGGCAAGGAGAAGAGGAGGCUUUGUUACCAGGCAUUGAAUUCACCCACAAUCAGCUCUUCUUUCUCAGUUACGCUCAUGUGAGAUGCAAUUCCUUUAGACCAGAGUCAGCAAGAGAGCAAAUCUAUACUGGAGUUCACAGCCCUCCUCAAUUCAGAGUUAUUGGUGCAAUGAGCAACUUCGAGGAGUUCCGUAAAGCUUUCAAUUGCCCAGUAAAUUCAACCAUGAAUAGAGGUUCAGAAUCCUGUCGGCUAUGGUAG